Molecule: messenger RNA, 822 nt
Organism: Plectropomus leopardus (leopard coralgrouper)
Lineage: Eukaryota; Metazoa; Chordata; Actinopteri; Perciformes; Serranidae
Source: RefSeq, a predicted model, not a curated record
UGUCCCACCUAUGUGUCUAGAUUUGAUCCAGAUUUCGUUUGCAACUCUUCUGACAAAAGAGGCCGCUACUCAUACCAAGCCCAGCCGUCUGUGUGCCGCUGGAACCUGGCUCGCCUGGCAGAGGCGCUGGGCUCUGAGCUGGAUGCAGCUGAAGCGGGGGCUGUCCUGGAUGAAUUCUCAACAGCAUAUGAAGCCUUCUACCUGGGUAUCAUGAGAAAAAAACUGGGCCUUGUGAGAAAAGAGGAGGCAGAAGACAGCGAGCUCGUAUCAGACCUGCUGCGCCUCAUGCACAACACUGGUGCAGAUUUCACCAACACCUUCCGUCUGCUGAGCCAUGUCCCCUGGCCUGAGGAGGGCGACAUUGAAGGGGCCACACUGGGACCAGUAGUGGACCUCAUCCUAGAGCAGUGUGCCUCUCUUGAGGAGCUUAAGGUGGCUAAUAAGCCAACUAUGGAGGACCGUGAAUUGGCGAUGAUUAUAUCCAUGGCACAAACCAACCCAGUCAUGUUUGGAAUGGUGGCAGACACACCAGCUGUGUCCCAGCAGCUGGAACGGAUGGGGCGGCUAAAGGAGCUGCUGGAGACAGAUCAGGAGGAGCUGAAAAAAAAGCAGUGUGAUGACUGGAUACACUGGGUUAGCAGAUACAGACGACGUUUAGCAAGGGAGUGCGACGCCCCAAGUGACUUGUCUCUCAUCAAAAAAGAGAGGCUCAGUGUGAUGAACAGCACCAACCCCCAGGUCGUCCUACGCAACUACAUCGCCCAGAAUGCAAUUCAGUCAGCAGAAAAGGGGGACUUCUCUGAGGUCAGGAGACUUAUUAAA